Messenger RNA from Dermacentor silvarum, 3032 nucleotides. RefSeq lists its product as uncharacterized. The transcript is spliced from 5 exons. Lineage: Eukaryota; Metazoa; Arthropoda; Arachnida; Ixodida; Ixodidae. Gene Ontology annotation, molecular function: chitin binding. The coding region runs from base 60 to 2309 and encodes 749 amino acids. The record is from RefSeq and is a predicted model, not a curated record. Gene Ontology annotation, cellular component: extracellular region.
UUUUUUCGGCCCCCUCCAUCCGUUCAAGCAACAUCCGCGGAUCCGAUUGGCCAUCAAAAAUGAAGAUUACCGCGGGGCUCCUGCUCCUUCUGGCCCUUGCAGCACCUCAUCACUGUAAACGGACAAAACGAUGGGACGAAAGCAAGGGGCAAAAUCAGGAAGGCUGGGUUCGAGGUACCGCUGGUGUCGACUACCCCGACUACAAGGAAAUUCCCCGCACAAGUUUUCGCUGCAGUCAGCAGCCGUACGAAGGCAUGUACGCUGACUUGGAGGCGCAAUGUCAGGUUUACCACGUGUGCCACAAUGGCCGAAAGGAGAGCUUCCUGUGUGGACCAGGAACAAUCUUCAACCAGCAGAUCCGUGCCUGUGACUACUGGUACAGCUUCGAGUGCGACGAAGCACCCAACUGGUACUACCUAAACGCCGAAGUGAACGUUGAGAGUCCGCAGCCGCUGCAGCCUCUGCCCGGAGGCACUGGAGGUGGUGCAGGUGGUGGGGGCGGCGGAGGUCGUCCAGGACCAGCCUACCUGCCCGGCGGCACUGGCGGGGCAGCAGGAGGCGCAGGCGCGCCAGGCGCCGGAGGCUAUCCUGGCUCGGGUGGCGCGGGUCGAUACCCAGGAGGUUCCGGCUCUCCGGGGUCAGGCGGUUAUCCCGGUGGCCCUGGGGGACCAGGUUCUGGAGGAGCUCCCGGUUCUGGUGGCUACCCUGGUGGUGCUGGUGGUUACCCUGGAGGAGGUGCCGGCCGGCCCGGUGCAGGAGGUUACCCAGGCUCUGGAGCUAAAGGACCUGGCGCUGGCGGAUACCCUGGAUCUGGAGCCGGUAGACCUGGUGCUGGCGGCUAUCCAGGAGGGGGAGGCUACGGCUCUGGCGCUGGCCCUAGGCCGGGCUCUGGUAGACCCGGUGGAAAACCAGCUGGCGGACCUGGCGGUCCAGGGGGAUCAGGCGGUUACGGUAGUCCUGGUGGCCUGGGAGGACCUGGUGGGCCCGGUGGUCCUGGUGGUUAUGGUGGUCCCAGUGGUCCCAGUGGUCCCAGUGGUCCCAGCGGUCCCAGUGGUCCUGGAGGCCCCGGAGGAUCUGGUGGUUACGGUGGUCCCAGUGGUCCCGGUGGCCCCGGAGGAUCAGGCGGUUACGGUGGUCCGAGUGGGCCCGGUGGUCCCGGAGGUCCCGCUGGUUAUGGUGGUCCGAGUGGUGCCGGCGGUCCCAGAGGGUCUGGCGGUUACGGUAGCCCUAGUGGUCCAGGAGGUCCUGGAGGUCCUGGAGGUUACGGUGGUCCCAGUGGCCCCGGUGGUCCUGGUGGACCUGGGGGUCCUAGUGGUCCGAAAGGACCAGGUGGUCCCAAGGGACCAGGGGGCCUCGGAGGGUCUGGAGGUCCUGGUGGUCCAGGAGGCCCCGGUGGUUAUGGAGGCUACGGAGGACCUGGAGCAGGUGCUGGAGCCGCACCUGGUGGCCCUGGCCCAUACUUGGCGGGUGGUGGUCCUGGUUCUGGGUCUUAUCCCGGCGCUGGUGCCACGGCUCCCCAAGGUGGAUCGCGCCCUUCGGCUGGUGGAUAUGGUGUCGUUCCAUCUGGGCCUCGCCCGGCGCCGGCCACGUAUCCAGGUGCAUCAGGAGCCGAUGCCUAUCCGGGCGCAGGCGCCGGUCCAGGCGCAUCAGGAGCCGGUAGCUAUUCCUCCACCUACAGUGCACGCUCUUCGUACUCCUCCUCAAGCUCUUUCAACACCUUUACCGAUUCGGGCAGUGGUGGUGGCUAUCCUGACUCUGUCGGCACGGGCGCGUUUCCUAUAGCUGGAACAGCAAUCGCCGUGUCUCCGGGAUCAGGCGGUAGCGUCUACGGCGGUUACACCAAGUCGACAGGUGGCUCUUCUUUCCACAAAAAGGGCCCUCUCGAGCUCGAGUCACCGCAUUCGCCUGGUCCCGGCUCGACCGGCUUUUCUAAACCGGGUGCCCGGCGACCGAUUAGUGGUGGUGGGUUUGGUGGUGGCGGUGCUUAUGGCGGGCCCCAGUCUUUUCCGGGGUCCGGCGGAUAUGACACGGCACAUUUGUCGCCGAUUCAAGGUGCACAACCCGGAGGAGGCGGAGCGUGGCAGGGACCUGAGUACCCGAGCCCCAAUGCUGGCACUGGUGGCGGCGGUGGUGGCUACUACACGUCCGACAGCGGGGCCUACUCGGGCGGUUCCGCAUACCCCGGACAGGACGCUUCCGGCCAGCUACCCGGCGGUGCUCCCCAGAGGCCGCGAGGAGGAGGUCGGGGCCGCAGGCCGCAGGGUGGCUACGGGUCACCUAUGAUGAUGGGCGGCGCCGGCGGUGACUGAGGUUCAUUCGCGGGGACAAAUGAUAGUGUCCACUUUCGUGGCCGCUGUUGCAAAACUACUUCCUAGACAAUGAUACCAACGGACACUAUGCCGUCAAGGCUAUGAGAUAACAUGAAAACAUGACGUGAAACAGUAUUUUUGCUGCCAGGCAACUCGAGAUCUCCAACCAGAAACGUCGCAACGCUCCACUUAGUUACUUUUAUGAACUGAAUUAGGCUUACUGUAUAGAAAAUUGAGUUGUUUGUGUAGCGUAUCCAUGAUCACUGUUUCCUUUCGGUAUGUCAACUACAUUAGAAGGAAAUACUAACGAACCGACUUAGGCCUCAGUGUCGGUUGGCAUAUUCGCACACCGAAGAAGGUGUUCUUGUUUUCGCGAUUGAUAUGACAUUGUUGUUGCCUUUAUUUUCGUUGACGCAUUUCCUUCUCAGCUCUUGUUCAUUGUUGUUACCAUAUAUGCCAUUUUCUAUUUUCAUUGUUCGACUUUAGCAAAGACGCCUCACGCUGAAAGAACGAAGCAUGCUGUUGAAGGUGGUUGCUUUUUGCCGUUGCUUAAGAUUCCUAUGUGUUACUUACAAAAGAAUCAGCAGAAGUGAGUGUUAAUUCCGCAGCACUGUCAACACCGCGUCGGAGGGUAGCUCAGCAAGACUACAGUAAUGUGCCUUUCUUUCGCGUAGCGAAAGAAAUUGAGGGCACUGAUUGUUGAAUUUGAAAGUAAUAAAAAAA